Messenger RNA from Maudiozyma barnettii, 1332 nucleotides. RefSeq names its product prephenate dehydrogenase (NADP(+)) (gene TYR1). The record is from RefSeq and is a predicted model, not a curated record. Gene Ontology annotation, biological process: L-tyrosine biosynthetic process. Bases 1 to 1332 code for a protein of 443 amino acids. The transcript has a single exon. NCBI's taxonomy places the organism in Eukaryota, Fungi, Ascomycota, Saccharomycetes, Saccharomycetales, Saccharomycetaceae. Gene Ontology annotation, molecular function: prephenate dehydrogenase (NADP+) activity; NAD+ binding; prephenate dehydrogenase (NAD+) activity.
AUGACUGUAGGUACAGAUGAACAGAUCGCACAAUGGAAGAAAGAGAAAAUAGUUGGUAUCAUAGGUUUAGGUGAUAUGGGCCAAUUAUAUGCUGAGAAGUUUUCAGAAGCAGGAUGGAAUGUUGUAGCAUGUGAUAGAGAAGAAUUGUAUGACAGUUUAAAGGAGAAAUAUGCUAAUGCUAAAUUUACUUUAGUCCAAGAUGGUCAUAGGGUAAGUAGAGUGAGUGAUUUCAUUAUUUAUAGUGUCGAAGCAGCUAACAUUGAUAAAAUUGUAGGCCUUUAUGGCCCUUCUUCGAAAAUUAAUGCAAUUGUCGGUGGCCAAACAAGUUGUAAACGACCAGAAGUUUUAGCAUUUGAAAGGUUAUUACCCAGCGAUACAAAGAUCAUAACUGUACAUUCGUUACAUGGACCUAAAGUAAACACUGAAGGUCAACCUUUGGUAAUAAUCGAUCACAGAUCAAAUGAUAAUGGUUAUUCUUUAUCUCUGGUAGACUCUAUCAUGUCUUGUUUAAAGAGUGAACAUGUCUAUUUGACUUGCGAUGAACAUGAUAAGAUAACAGCAGAUACACAAGCUGUAACCCAUGCCGCCUUUUUAUCAAUGGGUAGUGCAUGGGCAAAAUCUGAAACUUACCCAUGGGAUGCAAAGGAUAAUAAAUGGCAAGGUGGUAUUGAAAAUGUUAAAAUUAAUAUUUCGUUAAGAAUUUACUCUAACAAAUGGCACGUUUAUGCAGGUUUGGCAAUCACCAACCCACAAGCUCAUAAACAAAUUCUUCAAUACGCAACAAGUGUCACCGAACUGUUUACACUCUUUAUAGACCAUAAAAAGGAAGAGUUAACUGAGAGAAUAAUGAAGGCUAAGGAGUUUGUAUUUGGGAAUCAUACAGGGCUGCUAUUAUUAGAUGAUUCCCUAUUAGAUGAAUUUUCAUUAUCAGAGAAAGGUAGAAAUUCAAUAAAUUCAGUUCCAAAUUCACAUUUAUCGUUGUUAGCUAUUGUCGAUUCAUGGUAUCAAUUGGGAAUUAAUCCAUAUGAUCAUAUGAUUUGCUCUACACCACUCUUUCGAAUAUUUUUGGGUGUGUCAGAAUAUUUGUUUUUAACGCCUGGUUUAUUAGACAAGACUAUCGAUGCUGCUAUUGAUGACAAGGCAUUUAGAAGCAUCGAUCUUGAAUUUGUAGUUGCAGCCAGAAAAUGGAGUUCCAUAGUAUCGUUUGAAAGUUUUGAUCUCUAUCAAAAACAAUUUGACGAUGUCCAAAAGUUCUUUGAACCUAUGUUCCCAGCAGCAACAAAGAUCGGUAAUGAUAUGAUUAAGAAAAUUCUAGCUCAUUCCAAAAAAUGA